AUGUGCGGCGAAAAUAUUCGACUUCGAGCCCACAUUGAAAACCGGCAAACAUUUGCUGUACAUGUUCGUGUCAAAGUUACACAGCACGUGGAAUACUUCAUCGAUAAAGGAGUACUUGGCGAAACUAAAGCUUUGGCUUGUACAGUCUUAGAAUACAGAUCUCCCUUAACGCCGCCAAAUAGUCGAGGACGGUACGAUUCCGAGUUGGAUGAACCAAUAACACUGCCCGUUGUACCGCCAACAUUAGUUGGAGUUUGUCGGUUAAUCCAAAUUUAUUAUAUUCUAAAGACCUCAAUAGAAGACGAGAAAGGAAAUGAAUCUUUAUGUAUGGAUUUUCCACUAACUAUUGGUACUUUGCCCUACCGUAUACCAAACUCAACACCACCAACAAUUAAUUAUGAUUUUUGUAGUAGUCAGGUUGAAGGAGGUCGCUAUAUUUCACCAGAAUUUCGAUUAGGACAAGUUUACGACGGACCUAUCAAAGAGGGAGACCAGUUUGGAGAUGAUUUGAUAUUGUAUCGUCCGGUCUACCCAAAAAUUGCUGAUCGGGGCGGCAUAGCGCCAAGGACGUUCAACGAAACUAAUGCUGACAAAAAAGCUACCGAAGGAGAACGAUCGAGCAUUAACAAGUCAGGAUUUCAGACGAAACCAGUGCCGUCGAAUUCUGAAAAAAGCAGUAAUGAUACUUUUGCACUUGUGGAUCAAGACCUGGAAGUUGAUGAAAGUCAACCAACAGAAAAAACGCUACUUCAUGAAAGCAAAUUUAGCUGA
Molecule: messenger RNA, 771 nt
Organism: Enterobius vermicularis (human pinworm)
Lineage: Eukaryota; Metazoa; Nematoda; Chromadorea; Rhabditida; Oxyuridae
Source: the annotation of a GenBank genome assembly